Cladophialophora psammophila CBS 110553 is the source of this 1464-nucleotide messenger RNA. Its product is annotated as sorting nexin-4. The transcript has 2 exons. The coding region runs from base 1 to 1464 and encodes 487 amino acids. Gene Ontology annotation, molecular function: phosphatidylinositol binding. Gene Ontology annotation, biological process: autophagy; cytoplasm to vacuole targeting by the Cvt pathway. Gene Ontology annotation, cellular component: phagophore assembly site. NCBI's taxonomy places the organism in Eukaryota, Fungi, Ascomycota, Eurotiomycetes, Chaetothyriales, Herpotrichiellaceae. The record is from RefSeq and is a predicted model, not a curated record.
AUGGAUCAUCAUGGUGAAUUUGACAGCGUUUCAUGGCAACGAGAAGAUACACCCGAGGGGGAGUCAUCGAGUCCCUUCCAUGGUACCUUGCCAGACAGAUCUGCGAAGGGGCCGAGAAGCGACAGCAUGUCCAGCGAACCACAAGCUGGUGAACACGCCGACAACGUCGACCUUGGCGGCAUAGGUCGCGACGGUAUCUUGGAAGUUACUGUCGAUACCCCACUCAAAGAGAAUGAUGGCACAAAAGAUGCAUACGUUUCUUAUCUGGUCACCACUCAUACAGACUUCAAGUCCUUUCAGAGAGCUGAUUUCGCUGUUCGGCGACGGUUCACCGACUUUGUCUUCCUCCGUCAGUCCUUGCACCGAGAUUAUCAAGCCUGCGCGAUCCCUCCCUUACCCGAGAAGAACAACAUGGCCUACGUUCGAGGAGAUCGCUUUAGCACGGAAUUCACCCAACGACGGGCAUGGUCGCUACAUCGCUUCCUCAAAAGGUGCACCCUACACCCCGUAUUACGGAGAGCUCCUAUAUUACUUUUGUUCCUCGAAACAGGAGACUGGAACGCACAAAUGCGACUGAGACCGUCACGAAGCAAUACGCUGGGCGAAGGCAGCGCAAGUAAUCCAUCCACUCCAUCAGGGUUCUUCGAUAACGUCGCAGACACCAUGUUAAACGCCUUCUCCAAAGUCCACAAACCCGACAAACGGUUUAUUGAAGUGACGGAACGGGCCAACAAACUGGACGAAGACUUGUCACACGUCGAAAAAAUCAUUGCUCGCGUCUCCCGGAGAGAAGGGGAUCUUGAAGCCGACUACGCCGACCUUGCCAACAAUAUGCGCAAACUCACCCCUCUAGAACCCGCAAUUGAGGCUCCACUGCAAACCUUCGCCGGCUGCGUGGAAGAAACGUCGAGGGGGUGGAAACAACUAAAAGACCACACCGACCAGAACUACCUGGGAAGUCUCAGAGAUAUGGAAGCAUACAUCAAUUCCGUCAAGUCGCUCCUGAAAACGCGCGAACAGAAACAACUCGAUUUCGAAGGACUCACUGAAUACUUACAAAAGGCAACUUCAGAACGCGACCUGUUAGCCUCGAACAACCCGUACUCGCAUGGCAGCAACCUGAACCCGGCUACCUUUAUCCGCAACAAAGUCGAAGACAUGCGAGGGGUUGACCACGAAACCGCCCGCCGCGAACGCGCCCGUAAAUUAGAACUCAAAAUUGCAGAGCUCAACCGAGAAGUUGACAGCGCAAAAUCCACGAGCGAAAUGUUUGACGAGCAGGUGGUCCGCGAGGUCGCGGAUUUCGAAAGGAUCAAAGGAGUAGAGUUUCGGGACAGCUUGGGAGCGUUGGCGACCCAGCACAUGGAGUUUUAUCAAAAUGUCAUUUCGACAUGGGAAAGGUUUCUAGUUGAUAUGGAUGCUGACAAGCAUAUACACAAGGACAAGGGAAGGGCUGCUGCAUAA